This is a messenger RNA of Electrophorus electricus (electric eel), 1924 nucleotides long. The record is from RefSeq and is a predicted model, not a curated record. NCBI's taxonomy places the organism in Eukaryota, Metazoa, Chordata, Actinopteri, Gymnotiformes, Gymnotidae.
GAAGAAUGAAAUCUCUUCUUUUAAACCAGAGAUUAUCUAUAAACAAGUCAGAAAAGGUCUCGUACAUUUCUGAAUGAUAUGAAUGUGUUUAAUGCGCCUGUAGCUGACAGAUAUGUCAACAAAGAGACUGGCUCGAGAGCUCGGGCUGAUUAGACAACGCAGUCAGCCUUCAGGUGGGGAGAAGAAGCCUGGCUCAAAACAGUUGUUCUCCUACCUGAUCGUUAUCGACUUUGAAUCCACUUGUUGGAGAGAAAAGAACAACUAUGGUCAAGAAAUCAUCGAGUUUCCUGCUGUGUUGAUGAACACGACGAGUGGUGAGAUCGAGUCAGAGUUCCACUCCUACGUCCAACCACAGGAACAUCCAGUCCUCUCUGCCUUCUGCACGGAACUUACUGGAAUCACACAGACACAGGUUGAAGCAGGGGUUCCUCUUAGGAUCUGCUUGUCCAGAUUUGUCCGCUGGCUUCAUCAGCUGCAGCAUGAGAAGGGCAUGGUCUUUGUGACUGACAGCAAACACUCUGUCCCCUCAGCACACCUCUGUGCUUUUGUCACCUGGUCAGAUUGGGAUUUGGGAGUAUGUUUGCUGUAUGAAUGUAAGCGGAAGCAAAUCAAUAAACCUGGAGUUCUAAACAGCUGGAUCGACCUUAGAGCCACGUACAAGGGUUUUUACAGCCGUAAACCUAAAGGCCUCAACGGUGCCCUGCAAGACUUGGGCAUUGAGUUCUCUGGACGUGAACACUCUGGUUUGGAUGAUGCACGGAACACAGCCCGUCUGGCCUGGCGUAUGAUUAUGGAUUGUUGUGUGAUGAAGAUCACCAAGUCUCUGAGCAGGCCUCAGCUAAAGUCCAGUCCACUGUACGGAGAUGUGAAUGUCCAUAACGGAGCCAGCGAUAAGAGAGAGAAACAGCCAUUACCCUCAGCAAACCGGACCAGCAAUAGCUCAAGUUCAACCACACCUGUGACUGCAUGUCAAAGUUUAGUGUCUCCACGCACCAUGCUAACCUCCUUCACUAUGCCAGUGUGUGUGAACACACCCCAGCUGGGUCUGACCCUGCAUCACUCCACCUCCAACAUGUCCCCUGACCCUGAAACACCAGGCUGCAACUGGCCAGAAGGCUUCCUGUCGGCGGAGGUUGGGGAGUCAGGUUCCUAUGAUGAUGUGCUGUUGGAGGAUGAAGCAAAUGUUACAGGGGACCAAUCCCAUGCACGCAUCAUUUCCAGAGAUCCACUUCCUCUAAGCACAGAUAGGCCACACCCCUCCAGACCAGCCUCCACCUUUGCUCCUCCUCUUCCACUCCUUGAUCCAUACAAAUCACUAAUUUACCGAGGGCUCCCUACAACUACAUUUCCCAGAAUCCCUUUGGCCAUCUACAUGGACCGAUCAAAUCAGUCUUUUGAGAGGUCCAGGGCAUCAGUGAGAGGAUUGUUCCAUGUUCCUUCCUCUCUUCUUUCAUCUACUGUCAACAAGUCAACCAACAUAUCCUGUUCUGUGAACCAAUCAUCACAUUAUGUCUGUUCUCAUAUGCAGUCAGCACUCUCCUCUUGUUCAGUCAACCAAUCGGCUCUCUCUAACCAUUCUGUCAAGCAAUUAUCUAGCUCUUCCUGUUCCAACCAAUUAGCUCUCUCUUCUUCCUCCAAUAAGUGGUUGUCACUCCCACCUCACAGAGGCAGGGCUAAAAUAACAUCUCCACUGUGUGAUUGUGGACGGAGGGCAAAACAUUUAACAGUGUGUAAUGGUGGGCCAAAUCAUGGCCGAGCAUUCUACAGCUGCACGGUGCGUAAGAACAAUGCUGCUGGCCCCACUCCCCACAAUGGGUGUGGCUUCUUUAAGUGGGAGUCAGCAUUGAUUGAAUCCUCACUGGGACAAACCUCCAUGUCUGUAAGCUCCACCCUCACCCGAGCAGCUUCCAGAACCUUCCGCUGA